AUGUCUUCUAAAUUUAGUAAACUGAUGACUACACUAGAUCCCAAACGUGGUUACAUUGUUCAUUACCGAGCUCUAAAACAAGCUGUAAAACAUGGCGUGGUAGUUAUCAAAUUGCAUAAAUGUAUCAGAUUUAUGCAAUCUCGUUGGUUGACUCCUUACAUUCAGCUUAAUACGGAUUUGCGCAAAAAAGCGACCACCACGUUUGGACAAAACUUACCCAAAAUGAUGAUCAACUCAAACUACGGAAAAACUUUGGAGAAUGUUAGACAACACCAAAAUAUCAAACUCGUAUGUAACUCGGAGAAAUUGUCAAAGUUGGCUGCAAAACCGUCGUAUAGCCACAGCACCAUAAUCAAUGAAGAUUUAGUUGCUGUUCACAUGUACAAGGAGAGGAUUAAUUUUUAUGAACCAAUUUUUAUCGGGCAGGCAAUAUUGGAUAUCAGUAAAACUAUAAUGUACAAAUUCCAUUAUGAAGUUAUGUUACCGUUAUAUGGACCGGAAAGGCUCAUGUUAUGUUACAUGAACACCGAUUCUUUUAUCUACCUAAUUUUGACUAAUAGUUUUCACGAUGAUUUGAAAAAUUACCUGCUCGAAUAUUUCGAUACAUCCAAUUAUCCAACCGACAACCCGUGUUACACCGAUAGACGUAAAAAACAACCGGGUACGUUUACUGACGAAUGCAAGGGCAUGUACAUGCAAGAAAUCAUCGCAUUAUUGCCCAAAGUCUAUGCAUAUUUGACAACUCUGCAAAACUACAGUAAUCAAGUGUUUACGAGAGACGUCGAUGAAGUGAAACGAUUGAAAGGUGUGGGUCAAGGUGUAGUCAAACACGAAAUCAAGAUGGUUGAUUAUUUAAAUUGUUUGCGGGACAAACAAUAUGAAAGAAAAUGUCGUUAA
Molecule: messenger RNA, 897 nt
Organism: Daktulosphaira vitifoliae (grape phylloxera)
Lineage: Eukaryota; Metazoa; Arthropoda; Insecta; Hemiptera; Phylloxeridae
Exons: 2
Coding region: 1-897 (298 amino acids)
Source: RefSeq, a predicted model, not a curated record